GGCGCGCAGUAAACACGUGGGCAAACAGGGCAACGUCAGCUGGUGGGAGGUGCCAAGAGGAUGAGGAGCGGGCCCUCGAGGAGGGUUCAGCCGAGCAAAGGUCUGCGGAAGAGGGAACGGCCAGUGCAAAGAAGGACGCAGGCUCGACGUGCCUGGCAGACUCCUGGCUGUGUCGGGGAAGGAGGAAGCAGGGACACCGGUUAGGAGACCGCUGCAGUCCCUAGGUCACUUUGGCGGCAAUUCAUAGAGAACGGCUUGAGGCGACAGAGUGGAUGUGACUGGAGCUCUCCUCCGACCUGGAGACCUGUGAGCCCUGUGUCCACUUAAUGAUGGAGAGGGUUGGCUUGGGCCACCAGCCCCUAGGGUGAGGCCUCUGCCUGGGGCUCCGUGGAUGAUUCUGAAUCAUGGAGGCGAAGAGGACUCCUCCAGCUAGGAGACCUUGUUGAAAGUCGUGGCCCAGCUCUGCCGGCUCUUCCUGUGGUUGUCCUCGGGAGAGGUGCCUGCCCCCACUGACCCAGAGGGAGGGAGUUGCAGCUUCCCCGGAUGGGGAGGUGGGCCCUCGACGUGGCGUUUGUGUGGAAGGCCGUGUUGACCCUGGGGCUGGUCCUUCUCUACUACUGCUUCUCCAUCGGCAUCACCUUCUACAACAAAUGGCUGACGAAGAGCUUCCACUUCCCGCUCUUCAUGACGAUGCUGCACCUGGCCGUGAUCUUCUUGUUCUCUGCCCUGUCCAGGGCCCUGGUUCAGUGCUCCAGCCACAGGGCCCGCGUGGUGCUGAGCUGGACGGACUACCUCAGGAGAGUAGCUCCCACAGCCCUGGCGACAGCGCUUGAUGUGGGCUUGUCCAACUGGAGCUUCCUCUACAUCACCGUCUCACUGUACACAAUGACCAAGUCUUCCGCUGUCCUCUUCAUCUUGAUCUUCUCCCUGAUCUUCAAGCUGGAGGAGCUGCGUUCGGCACUGGUCCUGGUGGUCCUCCUCAUCGCCGGGGGUCUCUUCAUGUUCACCUACAAGUCCACGCAAUUCAACGUGGAGGGCUUUGCCUUGGUGCUGGGGGCCUCAUUCAUCGGUGGCAUUCGCUGGACCCUCACCCAGAUGCUCCUGCAGAAGGCGGAACUUGGGCUCCAGAACCCCAUCGACACCAUGUUCCACCUGCAGCCACUCAUGUUUCUGGGGCUCUUCCCUCUUUUCGCCAUCUUUGAAGGUCUCCAUUUGUCCACGUCUGAGAAGAUCUUCCGUUUCCAGGACACCGGGCUACUCCUGCGGGUACUAGGGAGCCUCUUCCUUGGAGGGAUCCUCGCCUUCGGUCUGGGGUUCUCUGAGUUCCUCCUGGUCUCCAGAACCUCCAGCCUCACUCUCUCCAUUGCUGGCAUUUUUAAGGAAGUCUGCACUCUGCUGUUGGCAGCUCAUCUGCUGGGGGAUCAGAUCAGCCUCCUGAACUGGCUGGGCUUUGCCCUCUGCCUCUCGGGCAUAUCCCUGCAUGUUGCUCUCAAAGCCCUGCACUCCAGAGGUGAUGGUGGCGCCAGAGCCUUGAAGGGCCCGGGCUCCCACCCCGACCUGGAGCUGCUGCUUCGGAGCAGCCGGCCAGAGGAAGAGAACAAUGAGGAGGAGGAGGGGUACUUUGUGGCCCAGGGGCAGCAGUGACCACGGCCGGGAGACCCGCUGGGAGCCAGGCUGCUCCCAAGCCUCACACCUCACAGCAGCCUGGGGACCCAGGUGGCUCUUCACAACAGCCGGGGAGCAGCGGGCCGGGACUCGCCUGGGCUGGGCCUCGGGGAGCGCGGGACCACAUGGUGGGGCUCGGUCAGGGAACUGGUUGAACAGAGGGGUGAGCAUCACACCGGAGCAGGGCCUAAGCCGCGCUCGAGUCACAGUGGGACAAAGCGAGCGGGCUGGUCUCAGCUGCUUGCCAGGCUCUGACAGCCCAGGUGGGGAUUUCCAGGGGGCAGAGCAGGUUUCUGAGGGGACCGGGUUUAGACUGCGGAGCAGUUGGGAAGGGUUGAUGGAGAGCCUGGAGCCUCAUCACCUGGAGCGCGUCUUUUCUCAGCACAGGGCUAUUUAUAGUUUGGAAAUAAAGGAUUUCCGGUCCACUGGCCACUUCGCGUUGCCUAGAGGGGUGGCGGCGGGAGGGGGCCGUGUGGGCCUUGCUCUCCCUUUUCUUCCCCUGCCUGGGGCCUUCAGAUGACUGGCCAGACCCCAGGCUUCCUGCAUCUCUUGUACUCCUCUUGGAGCCCCAGUGCCCUCUCUCGGGGCCCCAGCACGCCUACAGGCAGGAAAAAAUACGUGCAGAGCACUAUUCUGGGGCGGUUAGUGCUUUCACAGCGUGGAUUUGAAUUCUUGACGGUCCACUUUGAGCUGUGUGACCUUAAGCAAAUUACUUAACCUCUCUGUACCAGUGUUUUUUUCUGUGAAAUGGGAAUAAUUAUCUCAGUUGUUCAGAAGAUUGAGUCAAUAUUGGUAACAGAUUAAAUGUUAUAUAUAUA
Molecule: messenger RNA, 2483 nt
Organism: Zalophus californianus (California sea lion)
Lineage: Eukaryota; Metazoa; Chordata; Mammalia; Carnivora; Otariidae
Gene: SLC35H1
Product: solute carrier family 35 member C2
Exons: 12
Coding region: 544-1644 (366 amino acids)
Biological process (GO): UDP-glucose transmembrane transport
Cellular component (GO): endoplasmic reticulum-Golgi intermediate compartment; cis-Golgi network; Golgi apparatus
Molecular function (GO): antiporter activity
Source: RefSeq, a predicted model, not a curated record